CGUAAAGUAAACAGACAGGCGGCGAAAGCGGCAGCAGGAAAAGCAAGAAAAGCAGGAAAAGCAGCAGCCGUGCAACCGAAGGCAAAGCAACAACACCAGCGACUACCAGCAGGCAAAGUCCCACGCUGCUGCUCAAUCAGUUGAACUUUGACCACGGCGGUAACGGGUUCGGUGCGGUGAAGUUUUCAAGCGGGCUUAGUGCGGUCAACGCGACGUAUGCGCAACGUAUACGCAACGUGGUCACUUUUUUUGCGGAACAAUAAAUGAUGAAUUCCAAAGGUGCUGGCAUAUGGCAGCCACGUGCGCCCAGCUAAAAUGUGACUAAAGGAUUACAAGCAAAAAAGGUCAGACAUUAAGCGAAAAUUAAACAGUAAAAAAUCGCUUAAUUAAAAAAUGCAAAGUUAAUUGCAAAUGGCGCUUAGCAAUGUGGUCACUUAAAAUGUGCAUAAAUCAACGCAGAAAUUGCAUUUAAUUAAGUUUGAAAUAACAAAAGAAAACAAAAUAUAGCCAACGAAAAUGUGCAAAUAGUGUGGGCUGAAUAAAAAACAAUUAGAACCGGAGCAAAACGUUUCAAUUAAAGCAAUGUCAUCCAAUUGAAAUGCAAGUGCAGUGACAAAUGAAAUGAAAUUUAAGCGCUGAUAAAUUGAAUUACAAAUGCAAAACAAUUGACAGCAACAACAAAAAAGGGGAAAAAAGUGCAACAACCAUAAGAGCAGCAACAACAACAACAACAAAAAAAUGCCGGCAUCAAGUGGAUUAUAUCGCAUCAAGCACGGCCGUGUCCUUGACAGGCUGCAAAAACCCACGGCACUUAUUUUUAUUAUAGCAUACAUUGCGGCAUGCGGCAUUUGCGACCACACGGCAUCGGCGGAGGAGGGAGCCGGAGGAAAAUCGGAGGCCUCCACCAUGGCGACGCCGUCGUCAGUGAGGCAUAUAAAUCAAAAUUUAAUUAUGUCACAGGCGAAGGAGGGCGAGCCGGUGCCCGUGCCACUGCCGUACGCCCAAAGUGCCGCAUCCGGAGGCGGAGGCGGGGGCGGGGGCAGCAGCAUCACCAGCUUCGACUCGACCAACGUGAUCGAUGGCCAGGGCCAGGGCCAGCCCACGCCUACUCACCUGCAGGAGCCGCCGCUCCAGACGCACUCCCACUCCCGGAUCCAGGCCAAAGAUACGGCCGGGCCCUAUCCCAUCCCGAUCCAUCGGCCGGAGCCCGCGGAGAACCACCUGGAGGCCACCAACGGCAUCGAGGGCGGCGUGGAGACCCUCUUCGGCACGCCCAUGUACUUCGGCACCGAGAACUCGACGGUGGUCACCACCCAGAUCGGGGCCACCGCCCACGUUCCCUGCACCGUCCACCACAUCGGCGAGGGGGUGGUAUCGUGGAUACGCAAAAAGGAUUAUCAUCUGCUUACGGUCGGCUUAACAACGUACAGUAGCGAUGAGCGGUUCAGUGCCACGCACUUGAAGCAUUCCGAGGAUUGGACACUGCAAAUCAAAUUCGUGCAGCUACGUGACGCCGGCGUCUACGAGUGCCAGGUGUCCACUCAUCCGCCCACCUCCAUUUUCCUGCACCUGAGUGUCGUCGAAGCCCGCGCCGAAAUCACGGGUCCCCCGAUUCGAUAUCUUACCCCAGGAUCGACGCUGCGGCUGCAAUGCCGCGUGGUGCAGAAUACCGAAGCCUCCGAGUAUAUAUUCUGGUAUCACGACAACCGCAUGAUUAACUACGACAUUGAUCGGGGCAUUAAUGUGUCAACGGAGCCAGACUUUCAAUCAUCGGAGCUUACCAUUCAGCGGACACGGCGCGAGCAUUCGGGAAAUUUCACCUGCGUCGCCAGCAACACGCAACCAGCCAGUGUUCUGGUGCACAUCUUCAAAGGCGACAAUCCGGCGGCCAUGUAUCACGGACAUGUGGGCGGCUCCACGAAGACAAUGCAGUCCCAGCUGCAUAUGAUUAUGAUAAUCAUUGCCAGCGGCUAUCGGAUAUUCCACACGAGUGUAUAUAUGAAGAUCGUGUAGAUGGCUUCCGUGCAGUAGACGAUGGCCCAGGAUGCGAGUCCCUGCCCCCAAGGAAAGGCAUUUGUAACUACGUCAUCAGCCGGAGGAGCUGGAUACCCAGUUACCCCAACCGGGGGAUUCCCCCAAUCUUACACUAGUUUCUUCUCUACUACUUGCUAGCGGCAUCUCCCGACAUACGUACUACCAUACUAGCAUACUACCAUACUACCAUACCUAAAGCCUAAGCCACAACUAUCAGAAAAGCGAAUCAAACUUAAGAACUCAAUCUCUGUCUCUAUAUAGCCGGUGUGCAUGUAUAGUAUACAACACCCAUCUUUUAUAUGUAUGUGUGUGAGUGUGUUUCGUUAAUGUGUAAGUGUCAAACUUAGUCACAGGAUGCAGCUUAUGCCGCACAUGUAUUAUAAAAAGGUUAACUUUGCAGACUAUUUAAUUGAAGAGAGAUCAUUUCGAGGAUCCAAAAAAAAAAACAGAAAGCCCAGUAAUUCGUAGUUUGGAUCCUGGGAAUGCCGACGAGCUCAAUAUUAAGAACUGAUGUGCAUUUCCAAUCUAGAAUUCAUAUUUUUACAAGUCCCACUUUACGAUUAAGAAUUUAGUUUCAGCCACAACCUUCAAUCAUUUGGCUACGAUUUAUGCUGCAUUGUACAGACAACCACUCAACUGAUUAAAAUGGAUUUAGCUAAAGGAAUUUGGUUCUACUCGAGAAAAUGCUCUUCGAAGAAACUUUCAGAUUUAAGCUGUAAAUAAAUUAUUUGUUAAACUAAA
Drosophila rhopaloa is the source of this 2775-nucleotide messenger RNA. RefSeq lists its product as uncharacterized. Gene Ontology annotation, cellular component: neuron projection membrane. Lineage: Eukaryota; Metazoa; Arthropoda; Insecta; Diptera; Drosophilidae. The transcript has 7 exons. Gene Ontology annotation, biological process: synapse organization. The record is from RefSeq and is a predicted model, not a curated record. The coding region runs from base 739 to 2013 and encodes 424 amino acids.